AUGGGACUUUCAGGAGGCCCCGCGGCCUCCCGGCCCCACCCCGCCUCCCGCUCAGCCCGCGGCGAAGGCGCUGGGCUUUCAUCCGCGGAGCGGCGGGAGCUAGACGUGUCGCUGCGGUGCUCUCGGAGGAUCCCCGAGUCGGCAGCAGCCUCAGCCGCCUUCAGCUUCUGCGUCCGCCCCAGCGGCGUUUCCCGGUGCAGCGAGAGGAUGGUGGUCCGCGUGUUCGUCGCCUCGUCCUCGGGCUUCGUGGCGAUCAAGAAGAAGCAGCAGGAUGUGGUUAGAUUUCUGGAAGCCAACAAGAUAGAGUUCGAGGAAGUGGACAUCACCAUGUCUGAGGAACAGAGGCAGUGGAUGUACAAGAACAUUCCCCCUGAGAAGAAGCCUGCGCAGGGCAACCCUCUGCCACCUCAGAUAUUUAACGGCGACCGAUACUGUGGAGAUUAUGACAGUUUUUUUGAAUCAAAGGAGAGCAACACAGUCUUUUCAUUCUUAGGCCUGAAGCCUCGGCCAUCGUCCAUGGCCGAACCUUAGAGGACAGAGAAGGUGAUGGAGUUGCAGUUUGGAGCACCCCUGGUACUCAACGCAUACCUGCUUACCUGAUGCAUCACUGGGACAAAGCCACACGCACAAUCAGCAACUUUGCUUGACCUGGAAGAGGUGGUUUUUGGCGGACUCUGGAAUAAUGGGGACUGAGUGAUUGUUCUAAGCUAAUCAGGGCUCCGGUGGUGGUGGUGGUGGGUUCUCUUGAUUUCUCGUCUGUUUGCAGUUGCCACGCUCACCUGAAAGUUCUGUCACAUGCUAUAGUCCACUUCCUUAAUGACCUGGGCAGCCCCAUCAGGGAGAGAGCGCAGGCUCUGCCCUAAAUGUUACUAGACACCAGUAUUGCAUAAGCCUGGUCCUCUUUAUGCUGCCUGCAUUGCAUCCUUGAAACCCAUUUGCCAGGAUGGUUACGUCUUUGAAUCAGAAAGAAGAAAAGCAAUGCAGGCUGACAAAGGACACUGAAGGUUCUUAUUGCAGAAUCACGAAUGUCACUACUCUGGUACUUUGUAAUAACACCUGCUGGAGAAGUUAGAUGCUCUCGACUCCUUUCUGUAAUGGAAACCCUCACCCCUAUAAAAUUCUCCAGGCCCAUACAGGUGCUUCCAAAACCACCAUUGCAAUAAUGCACUAGCACAGCCAAGUUACAGGACAGAAGAGAUUGCUGCCAGAAAGCUUCCUUCUUUAUCUCUGCAAGGAGGAAGUUUCACUGUCUGCAUAAGACUGCUUGAGAUACUAGGAAGUGCAUUACUUAGAUAGUAAGUUAAUAGGAAGUUUGCUCUGUCCAUAUGCAAAGGCAUUUCAACUCUGGUAGCUUACACACAUGCACAUAUAUUUUCAAAUGCAGCUCCCCUGAGUAACAGCUGCUUGUUCUAUUUUGUGAUGGGAUUAUAUUUUUAGAGAAAGGAAAUGCUUGGUUAGAUAUAUUUUGUGAACCGUUUAUGAAGUGUAGUAGAAGUCAUGGGUGCUGCUGCGGCUGGGCUUAAUGAUGGAAGACUUGGAUAGCACAUAGAAGACUUGGAUAGCACACGCAAGCCGCGGUGCUCAGCUCCAGGACCGCGGCGCUGGCUAGUGCGAUUUCCCGUGUUACUCACCAUUGUCUCUUUAUUCCCCCUUUUCACAUUUAGACCAGUUCAUAGUCUCAGACUUUUCAGAAUAACACAGGCAUGCAUAACACACUCGUGCGUGCGUAUGAGCACAAGUGAGAUUUCAGAGCAGCAUAGACAAGAAAGGAGCUGUCUAGACAGUAGUCCUGAGUUGUUCUUAAGAAGCAAAAUCCCUGCUCCCUUUGGGUGGACACCGGUGAGUACUGAACAGGACUAGUCUGGAAUGGGAUAAACUCAGGCCUGACUGAAAUCUCCACCUACUGUAGCGGCAUGCUAUGACAUGGAGCCUUUCAUUCCAACUCUGAGAAGGAAAUGCUUGCGAGAGGGAAAGAGCAAACUAGUGGCCCCUCCGCCACCCCCUCAUGAGCUUUGGUAAAUGUUGACUCGUCUGUGGCAUUUUUGUUUUGAAUGCUGGAGUUGAGAUCUCAGCUUGAGAUUUGCAAUCCUAUUACAGCCAGAAGAAAGGACAGCUUUCUUCAUGAAUGGACCAGGUGCAAGCUUGUCAUGGAUAUUACUGGCUAGUUGGUAUUAAACAAGAUCCAGGUCAAAUUCCAUUUGAUAAAUCACAGGGACUUCGAAGGUUUUUUUUUUUUUCUCUUCUAACUGGAUAUUGUGCUUGAGUUUGUGAGUCUUCUUACAAGACGCAUUUCUGUUUAAAUAUUAUCUCAUGAAGUCAGCCCAGCUUAUGUGGAUUGGGUCUGUUCUUGCCAAUGAGUGCCAAGAACCAGUUUGGCAAAGUGAAGUCUUAGCAUGUUUUGGAUUGUAGGAUCAGCAUCAUACUUUUGAGACAGAGAAAGCUGCCAAGAUUGGUCACAUAACUUUGUGAUUGGCCAAACUGUACCCACCGUGACCAUGUUAAGCACACUGAAUAGAUGGUGUGCCUAAAAUUACUCUCACAGUUGCGUAUCAUUUUCUUGCCAUGAUUCUUUUGCAAGAACACAGGAGAGUCAGCAAAGAAAACACGGGAUUGGUGGUAGAAGCCCAGGAUGUAGAGUUGACCAUAGUUCCCAGAUAGUGGUGUGUAUAGAGCACACUGGGUCUGUACUAAAAUGCCUCCCAGGCUGACUGACAAAUUGUUUUUCUCCUUCCGCCUUCCUUUCCCUCUUUCUGUUGAUUGUUGCCUCAGACACAGUCUUACUAUGUAGACCUGGAACCUAUUCCUUCUGCCUCUACAUACUCAGCUGAAAUAGUGUUCUUCUUGUUCCCUUUAAUUGGCUGUCUCUAGAUUUGGUCACCACCAUCUUCAAAACCGAGCCAAGUGCAGGCAUGGCUAUAAUGCCAGGGACUUUCAAGGCAGAGUGUUGACUUCCUUGUGGGACAAUGGAAUUUGUGCUGCUGAGAACCAAAUGGUGCCAUUUUAACCAUAGGUGAACGUGUAACACCAUACUGCUAGGUGUCUACAGACAAGAAGAACAUUUAGUUCAGGAAAUACUUCGCCAAAUCCUAGGGGUUUAGUAAAAUCUAAGAGGAGAAAAAGAAGACACAUAGCCCUUAGAUGCUAAUAUAUUUUAGUUUUUUUUUCUGUUUUAUAAAGUUAACUCAACAUUUACAUUUUUAUAUUGUGUGAAUUUAACCAUCUAAAUAUUUUCCUUUUGCUAUUGAAAGGUACCAAAGGCUUUUUAUGUUUUGUUUGGUUUGUUUGAUUUUAUUAUGGGAUUUGUUUUUUCUAGAAAUACUUUGAUAUAGAUGUGUCCCUGAGUGUCUGGGUCUGCUUCAGUCUUUGUAAUUAUUUUGAUUUCAGUCUGUUUGUAUUUGUCUUUCAAGACAUUGGGGAAAUCUCAGAUUUUGUAUUCUUCACUGAAGGAGAAUAAAUUCCAGAAAACA
This is a messenger RNA of Mesocricetus auratus (golden hamster), 3467 nucleotides long. RefSeq names its product SH3 domain binding glutamate rich protein like 2 (gene Sh3bgrl2). The coding region runs from base 1 to 531 and encodes 176 amino acids. The transcript has 5 exons. NCBI's taxonomy places the organism in Eukaryota, Metazoa, Chordata, Mammalia, Rodentia, Cricetidae. Gene Ontology annotation, cellular component: cytoplasm. The record is from RefSeq and is a predicted model, not a curated record.